Molecule: messenger RNA, 507 nt
Organism: Loa loa (African eye worm)
Lineage: Eukaryota; Metazoa; Nematoda; Chromadorea; Rhabditida; Onchocercidae
Exons: 3
Coding region: 1-507 (168 amino acids)
Source: RefSeq, a predicted model, not a curated record
AUGAAUAAAUUGAAGCCAAUUGUCCUUUACUGUCAUGGUCUUGGUGCAACAGUCCGAAGUGGUAUUACAUUAGUUGCUAAAAAAUUUGUGGAAAGUCGAGGAUUACAAUUUAAAAGUAUUAAAUAUCAAAAUUCUGAAUGUAAAAACUACAUUUGGAAUGUUGAUGAUUGGCUUAAUGAUUUAUUAAUGAAUAUCGAUGAAUGUACCAAACAACAACGAUUAUGCAUACUUUUUGGUUGUAGCGCUGGUUGUCAUAGUAUACUUCGUGCUACAUUAUUAAAACCAUAUGCAAUUCAUGGCUUAAUGCUUUUAUCACCUGGUGUAGGCCUUGAUCUAGAAUCAUAUAUUCAUAUUGUUAUGCCACAAUUUUGGACAAAAAUUUUGGCUGGCAAAAAUGUCCCACAUCCUUCGGCCGCUAAACAUAUUUCGCCAAUUAUGAUCAAUCAACAAUGUCUACAACAUUUUGUCGAUGUCUGUAUUUAUGCUUUGAAAACAACUAUUAAUUAA